AUGAUAACGGCACCCGAAGAGCGGACUGACUUUACGGCGGGGAGGAGGAGGCGACGCCGGCGGAAGAUGGGCUGCGGGCCGUCGUGCUCGGUGACGGUGUGGCACCCCGAGAGCUCGGCGAACGACCGCGCGGCGGGAGGUCGCAGCCCACGCGCAGUGCGCGUGUGGCCCGUCCGUCCGGCGGCGCGAGUGGGUCCCGACGCCUCGGGCUACCGGUCGUCGCAGGGCCUGGCCCAGGACAGCUGCUGCCGCGCCGACGACACUGCGGCCAGGCCCGACUCCGCGUACGAGGCGAGCUCCGUGGCCUUCGAGCUCCCCGACGUCCACUCACUCCACCCGCUCAGAGUCACGCUGCGGCCGCGGCUGCCUCUCCGAACCCUGAAUGCGCGUCUCUUGCGAGCGCAGAAGACCGCGCUGGAGGACGAAGAGGCGAUUCGCAACCUGCCGCUGACGGAGCUGUUCGUGGACAGCCACUUCCCGCCGGCCGAGUCGUCGCUCUUCGCGCACCGCAGGCCCGUGCCUGGCAGGAUCACCUGGCUCAGGCCGCACGAGAUGGUCUCCGAACCGCAGCUGCUUGUCAAUGGAGUGAGCCGCAACGACAUCGUCCAGGGCGCCCUCGGAGACUGCUGGUUCCUUUCAUCGUGCGCAGCUGUGGCGCAAAGGCCUGACCUCAUGCACAGGGUGGUUCCCCAAGAGCAGCAACUGUACGGGUCAGAGUACAAGGGUGCGGUGCGCUUCAACCUAUGGCGCUUCGGCCGCUGGGUGGUGGUGUACGUGGACGACCUGCUGCCCACCAGCGAGGACCGGCUCAUCUACUCGCGGUGCAGUGACCCACGGGAGUUCUGGGUCGCCCUGCUCGAGAAGGCGUACGCCAAGCUACACGGUAGCUAUGAGGCCCUGGAAGGCGGCCAGGCCAUGGACGCCAUGGUGGACCUGACCAGCGGCCUGGCCGAGCGGUACGACUUGCAGGACGCUCCGGAUAACUUGUUCGGUUUCCUGCUCAAGGCCUCCGAGCACGGCGCCUUCAUCACCUGCUCGCGCAAGGGUGACUGGUGGCUGGCCACGGCGGCUGACCCUAACGGCCUGGUGUCGGGCCACGCGUACACGGUGAGCGCAGUGCGCCGUGUGGCGCUCAGCAACGGAGACGACGCCUGCCUGCUGCGCGUGCGCAAUCCUUGGGGCAACGGAAUCGAGUGGACCGGCGACUGGAGCGACGCAGAUCCUCAGUGGUCUUUGGUGGACGCGGAGACGAAGAAGCAGAUGGAGUGGCGCCAACACGGCGAUGGCGAGUUCUGGAUGAAGUACGAGGACUUCUGCCGCGAGUUCGAGGAGGUUUCCAUAUGCACUCUCGGACCCGACUUCGACGGCGACGGCAUACCUGAGAAACCAGGAGAGGUGCGCGCAAUCCGUGGCGUGUGGGUCGACGGCAUCAACUCGGGCGGAUCAAGAAACAACCUGAGCUCGUUCAGCAGCAAUCCGCAGUACCUGCUGUCCAUCAGGCCUUCACCAGGAGACCGAGGUGAGUUACUUGCUUUCACGGCCGAGGACGCUACGGCGAGCGUCGUGGUCGCACUGAUGCAGGUGCACCCACCUCACAACGCGUUCAUCACCCGCAGUCGCUUGCGCAUGCAUCAGAUAGGAUUCGUCAUCUAUCAAGCGUUGGACCAUUUCCGGCGCUUAUCGCUCGACCACUUUGCGCGCACGCCGGACGUGGCCAACUCCGGGGCGUACAUCAACUACCGCGAGGUGUUCGGUCGCUUCGAGCUGCGGCCGGGUCAUUACGUCAUCAUACCGGCCACCUUCGACCCACACUGUCCCGGAGCGUUCAUGAUACGGGUGUACGCCAGCAGCCCCUUCCAACUGAGGUGAACAAAAUGUCGCCUUAGUUUUGAGCAGUGAAUGGCGUGGCAGUAGCGUAUGAAUGUCGGAAGCCACCCCACUGAAUGUACAUUAGCGAACGCGCGCGUACUACUUUUGUCAAAAGAAGAAAAAAAAGAAAGUCGCUGUUUUGCAGAACACUGACUCUGGCUUCGGGGUGUUUAGAUGAUCGCCGAUUGUAACUAUGCCGCUCCAAAUUUUUGGAGAGGUAGCUACGCUGCC
Molecule: messenger RNA, 2100 nt
Organism: Dermacentor andersoni
Lineage: Eukaryota; Metazoa; Arthropoda; Arachnida; Ixodida; Ixodidae
Product: calpain-A-like
Biological process (GO): proteolysis
Cellular component (GO): cytoplasm
Molecular function (GO): calcium-dependent cysteine-type endopeptidase activity
Source: RefSeq, a predicted model, not a curated record